AACUCAUUUAUUGUGUCAAUGCUUUCUUCUGGAAUCAACCCAAAGCUGAAAGGUCCCCUCCCUCCCCCUCCCAAUCCCUCAAAAUCCUCUCUCUCUUUUCUCUUUUUAUGUAAUCUAAUCUCCCCUAAUUCCCACACUCUCUCUCAUCGUCAUCAUUAAGCAGGCAGCGCCCUCAACCCUCAACCGCCAUCACCAUACAGAGAAAAACAAAAACCAUCAUAGCCACAUGGAUUUCCAAUGAAACUGAGAGAGCUCAAUUAUGCGAACGCUUUGUGAUGCUUGUGAGAGUGCGGCCGCUAUCGUUUUCUGCGCCGCUGAUGAGGCCGCACUCUGCCGUGCCUGCGAUGAGAAGGUUCACAUGUGUAAUAAACUUGCUAGCAGGCAUGUAAGAGUGGGUCUGGCAAGUCCAAGCGAUGUGCCUCGUUGUGAUAUAUGCGAGAAUGCACCUGCAUUCUUCUAUUGCGAGACAGAUGGAAGCUCGCUUUGUUUGCAGUGCGACAUGAUAGUUCAUGUUGGUGGUAAAAGAACACAUGGAAGAUAUCUUCUAUUUAGGCAAAGAGUUGAGUUUCCAGGAGAUAAACCUAGUAACAUAGAAAACCCAGCUUCUCAACCUAUGGAACCAGGGGAGACUAAGAGGGGACAAAAUCCACUUCCCAAACUAAAAAUGGGGGAGAAGCAACAAAACCACAGGAUGCCGCUGCUUUCAACACCAGAUCCUGAUGCUGACGGACAUGCCAAGAUGGAGACUAAAAUGAUUGAUUUGAACAUGAAGCCUAACAGAAUACAUGAACAAGCAUCAAAUAAUCAGCCAUAAGUCAUGCAAUUAAACAGAGCAGUUCUGACAUGAUAAUACACCAUAAAUCUAUCAAAUGGCAAAACAAUUGCAUUGUCUCAUGCAUGCUAGUCACAAUGUUGGAAUAGUAGAUUAGUAGAUUAACAUACUAUGCUAGCAAACGAGGCAUUGCGGCACCAGAAUCUUUUUAGGAGUUUGUUUGCCCUUUUGAGAAUUCAAUUUGGUAGAUCAACACUUUAGAUCUGUACUGCAAAGCAUUGUUAACUGCAAAUAUGAAAUGUGUGGUAACUUUUAUUUCUUUACA
This is a messenger RNA of Arachis duranensis, 1097 nucleotides long. RefSeq names its product B-box zinc finger protein 18. NCBI's taxonomy places the organism in Eukaryota, Viridiplantae, Streptophyta, Magnoliopsida, Fabales, Fabaceae. Bases 260 to 814 code for a protein of 184 amino acids. Gene Ontology annotation, cellular component: nucleus. Gene Ontology annotation, molecular function: zinc ion binding. Gene Ontology annotation, biological process: photomorphogenesis; regulation of DNA-templated transcription. The record is from RefSeq and is a predicted model, not a curated record. The transcript is spliced from 6 exons.